AUCGCUCUGGUCCCUCGCGCGGCAGAACUACAGAAACAGAAGAGCGCAAGCACGAUCGUGGAUACGAGACAGGGCUGGGAGAUUGAGAGGGUUGACAGUGCGAUCGCAAUGAGCUCCCCGGCAUCACUGCCAGAGCUGUGGUCGGGGUCCAACCUUUCGGACGAUAUUUUAUGCUUAGGAUCUGGCCACGACUACGCAGGCCAUGAAGCUGUGGUGCGCAAUGGUAAAGCCAAUGCCAUCACGGAUGAUGACCUACUGAGUGCUUAAUCACGGCAGCGUCAGACUUGGUUGACAGUCACGGCACCAACAGUUCCUAACAUCUCCAUUUUCUUCUACUUCUUGUUUUUAGUUUUGAUUUAUUUUUCAAUUCCGUUCUUCAUGUCCUCUAUCUUACCAAGUUUGCUGCAUAUUGUGUUUGGACUCUUUCUUGUUUUUGGUUCUUCAAUAUUUUUUUCUGCAAAUAUUCUCUCGUUCGAAAAUGGGGACAACUCAGGAAGCCGUGGAAGAUUCAAGAACGGGGGGAAAGGCUAGGUUGGAUGGGUUGAGUCUUGUCUGGCAGGGGGAGAAGGCAGUGUGGCUGUGUAGGAUUAUUGGAGUUGACUGCUGGCGAUGGUUUGUGUUAUCUCAAUCAAGUCUAUUAACAAGC
Molecule: messenger RNA, 646 nt
Organism: Cryphonectria parasitica EP155
Lineage: Eukaryota; Fungi; Ascomycota; Sordariomycetes; Diaporthales; Cryphonectriaceae
Exons: 1
Coding region: 109-267 (52 amino acids)
Source: RefSeq, a predicted model, not a curated record